AUGUCACCCAAGUCCACUCCCCAGUCAUCGCUUCCUCCCCUCUUGGCACUCCCUCCCCUCUUCACACCAUCGGAUCUCCUCACCUUACUGCCUCUCCCCCUCUCGACGCCCCCCUGGAGGACGUGCUUGCUCCUUCCCGUCCCCUUGUGGCAGCCUUCCCGCAAGCAGACGAAGAGGCAGCUGACCCAAGCUGAGAAGGCCUCUCGCGCGGCUGCGGCUGAGGUAGCCCGUAACCACCAGAUGGAGGUCGCCGACGCCGUGAAGGCGUUCCAUCCCAGGGAAGAAGCCGAGAUCAAGGCGGAGGCCGCAAGGCUCAGCCUCAAGACAGACUACUUCCGGAGGCUGGUUCGAGGGAAAAUCAAUGUCAAGCCGCCUAGGGAACCGAGCCUUCGCGAGGCUCUUACCUCUGCUAAAGCGGCGGAUAUCAACAAAGAUCGUGAGGUGAAGUUGCGGCUGCGGAAGAUCGUGGACGAGCUCGACAAGGACGACGACAUGAGCACCAGUAACCUCACCCAAGAGGAGAAAGACGCGCUCAUCGCGCGCUUGAAGGAGAAGAAGGCCACCAAGGGUACUGCGAUGCGAGCGUCGAACACGGGCGCAGCCAAGGAUCACACUGCAAGCACAAAGCGGAUGCGACACGAACUGGACACGGGCGGCCUCCGCAACGGCACCCUCGGUUUUUUCUUCGUCACGCGCGCACACAUCAACGACACUCUUGCAACGGACUUCUACGGCAAUGCGCACGCCCUCCAAAUUUUCAAGGAUAUUCUCGGGAAGGAUCCUGCCGAGGUUGCUCGACUUUUUGACAUGUGGUCAUGCACCAAUAGUAAAAAUAUUCAGGAGCGCAACAAUUACUCGGUUAUCAAGUCUCAGUGCUCGCAUUUGGUCACAUUUAAGCUCCAGCAAGCCACACGCUCCAAACCGAAGAUGAACUAUGUCAACAUUCACAAGUUUGCCGCCACGCACAAGAUCAAGAUCAAGGGCUGGCCACCGAGUAUCGAGAUAGGCAAUCCAUCUGACGUCCUCCACAACAUUGACGAGGCUAUCCUACUGCGGGAUGCUUUGGUAUCUGGCGCUUGCCACUGGGCUCAGAUGACCGACGCUGAAGUAGCUGCCCAUCACGCGGAAAUGGCCAGGCUGGAGGCGGAGGGUAAGCCUGUCGGGAAGCGUCGGAAGGCGCGCUCUGACAAGGGGAAGACGCACAAGAAGAGGAAGCAGGAUGAGGACGCCAAGGGCUGCGUGUCGCGUCGCCAAAAGAAGGUGAAGAGUGUUGCCAUCAUCGAGUCUGAGGAUGAGGACGAUGAUGAGGAUUAUCAAUCUGACGAGUAG
This is a messenger RNA of Coniophora puteana RWD-64-598 SS2, 1329 nucleotides long. RefSeq lists its product as uncharacterized. The record is from RefSeq and is a predicted model, not a curated record. Bases 1 to 1329 code for a protein of 442 amino acids. NCBI's taxonomy places the organism in Eukaryota, Fungi, Basidiomycota, Agaricomycetes, Boletales, Coniophoraceae. The transcript is spliced from 6 exons.